AUGGAGAUACUAUUUGACUAUCUAGAGGAGGAUUCGUGGAACGGGUUCAUCGAUUUGACUCCUCGGACACCAUCGUCUUCUCCAGAGGCAUGCUCGACAAACUAUUUACCGGGGUUUGUGAGGCCCAUCCACACGACGAUAAGUGAAGCUCAGUAUGAACACCUUUUACUACAAGGGGCAUUGACCCUACCAAGCUUUCCACUUCAACAAGCCCUAUUACAGUCAUUCUUCGAAUGUGUGUUACCCAGUAUGCCAAUCAUAAACUGGCAGACCUUUAUCAAUAUUGUGAGCAACAAAGACGGUGGCCAAGGCCGGAUAAGCUUGCUUCUGUUCCAAGCAAUCAUGUUCUCAGCAACCGCCUUUGUCAACCUUGACCAUCUUCAAAAAGCUGGCUACUCAAGCCGAGAGGAGGCUCAUGAAGCUUUCUUCGAAAAAGCACAUCUUUUAUACCAGUCGCACUACGAAUCCGAUCCUCUCACCAACCUUCAAGCCCUCCUUCUCAUGACACACCGUGCCAAAGCCACAGACGGGAAAGAUAGUCGAUAUUGGAUUGAGGUUGCUAUUUCACUGGCACUGAUGAUGGGGCUCUUCCGAGACCUUCCCAGCGGCUAUGCUGGGCACCACAGUCAGAAACUUCACAGACGAAUUGCCUGGACAUGUUACACGGCGGACUCCUUGAUUUCGUUCAGGCUAAGAUGCUUGCCGCUGAUCAGAAGUGUCGAUUUCAACCUUUCCAUGCUCACUGAAGAGGACUUUGACUUUAACCACAUACCCAUGGAGAGCCGACUCUUGCUUCCUGGGUGCACUUUCAUUCGGAAUCUAGAGGUCCAAAAGUCCCUGGCCAGUAUCUGCAUUUCGCAGGCCCAGUUAUGCUUAUGCAUCAGGAGAGUUUUGAAUGUGCAGGCCAGGUGUAACUCAACGGAAUUAUCUUCCGAGCCCACCGGCAAGACACCAGAUUCUCCAAACAAACACCACUCAGAUUAUCUCACCAGUAUUUGGAUGUCUCAGAAGGCAUUGGCCGAUUGGAAAUAUUCCUUGCCGCCCAUAUGUCAACGCCCCCCCACGGUCUUUGGGUUCAGCAGUGAUGAAAGUCCGAUAGUUGCUGUCCACCGCAACGUUUUGCAUAUGGUCUAUCAUGGGGUGGUCUGCGUACUAUAUCAGUCCCAAAUAUUUCAAUCGUCGGCCUCCCGCAUGCAGCAUGCAGCUCGACAGAUUACUGAGAUUGCCAACGAGUUAGAUCAGAUGAAGACUCUUCAUUCGCUCCCGAUUAUCGGUUCUACAACAAUACUGAUUGCGAUGAUAAUCCACCUGGCAGAGGUACAGACCUCUUCUCCCGUAAAGCAAGGGGUGACCAUGAGGGACAUUCAAUCAUGCAUUGAACUGAUGAAAAGGCUGCAAGAUGUGCAUUCAUGUAUGGACAUUGUCACUCAUCUUAUACUGACUACCCUCCAAAGGUGUUCCCCGUCAUAG
This is a messenger RNA of Aspergillus oryzae RIB40, 1470 nucleotides long. RefSeq names its product fungal specific transcription factor domain-containing protein. The record is from RefSeq and is a predicted model, not a curated record. NCBI's taxonomy places the organism in Eukaryota, Fungi, Ascomycota, Eurotiomycetes, Eurotiales, Aspergillaceae. Gene Ontology annotation, biological process: DNA-templated transcription. Bases 1 to 1470 code for a protein of 489 amino acids. Gene Ontology annotation, molecular function: zinc ion binding; DNA binding. The transcript is spliced from 2 exons.